Phalaenopsis equestris is the source of this 959-nucleotide messenger RNA. Its product is annotated as nuclear transcription factor Y subunit C-2-like. The transcript has 2 exons. Lineage: Eukaryota; Viridiplantae; Streptophyta; Magnoliopsida; Asparagales; Orchidaceae. Gene Ontology annotation, cellular component: nucleus. Gene Ontology annotation, biological process: regulation of DNA-templated transcription. Gene Ontology annotation, molecular function: protein heterodimerization activity; DNA-binding transcription activator activity, RNA polymerase II-specific; DNA binding. The record is from RefSeq and is a predicted model, not a curated record. The coding region runs from base 184 to 696 and encodes 170 amino acids.
UUGUACAGUGAAGAAAAAAAGUUAGGUGGUCCGUACUCUUGACUCUUAUCGGCAAAACGCUAGGGAAGUCGGGCCGUUGCUGCGCCGGUCCUUCUCUUCUUCCGCGUCUUCACUGCCGGAAUCCUGCUCUUUCCAUCUCCGGAGGCUUCAGAGCAAAUCACCAAGAGGGCCGAAUUGUUUGAUAUGGAUCAGCAGGGCCGCGGAUCUCAGGCGGCGAUGGGCGUAACUGCCAACGUCCCUUACCCGGCUUAUCCGCAACUCUACCACCAUCAGCAGCAACAGCAGCAGCAGCAGCAGCAGCAGCUCCAGAUGUUCUGGGCAGAUCAGUACCGAGAAAUCGAGCAGACAACCGACUUCAAGAACCAUAGCCUCCCCCUCGCCAGGAUCAAGAAGAUCAUGAAGGCUGAUGAGGAUGUUAGGAUGAUCGCAGCCGAGGCUCCGGUCGUCUUUGCUCGGGCUUGCGAAAUGUUCAUUCUCGAGCUCACCCAUAGAUCCUGGGCUCAUGCCGAGGAGAACAAGCGCCGCACUCUUCAAAAGAAUGAUAUUGCUGCGGCCAUCACUCGGACGGAUGUGUUUGAUUUCUUGGUUGAUAUUGUGCCCAGGGAGGAGGGGAAGGAGGAUAUUGGGCCUAUCCAUGCGCUCGCAGCCCCCGCCCCCGCGGGUGAUCCUCUAGCAUACUACUACAUUCAGCAGUAGUCUCCCUCUGGUUUGUUAUAGUAACUGUAACUUCCAUCUCGUUUACUUUCAAGUGCUUGUUUUUUAUGCUAUCGUUGUGAAGCUUUUCUUGUAGUUCUGCUACUUGCUCUUGUUUGCUGCUUGAUUAGUGUCUAGUUAUAGAUUCAGUUGUUAUGUCUAGGACAUAUUAUCUCCUGUAUAAUUCUGCGCCUUUAAAAUGGAUAUGAUAUGUAAUAUAGUGUGUAUGAAAUCAGUUCAAUAUAUGUGCUUUGUUAUUAUCCUGA